Molecule: messenger RNA, 1168 nt
Organism: Poeciliopsis prolifica (blackstripe livebearer)
Lineage: Eukaryota; Metazoa; Chordata; Actinopteri; Cyprinodontiformes; Poeciliidae
Exons: 5
Coding region: 44-1168 (374 amino acids)
Source: RefSeq, a predicted model, not a curated record
UACUGUAUAACAAUAUAUUUAACUUUUGUCUAUUCUUGUCUGGAUGGCAGAGAUGGAGGCAAAACUCAGAGUAAUAAUUGACGACCGAAUUGAGAAGUUGGACCUUCCAUCAGGCAUCCCGCCCACUGUGGAGGAGCUGCAUAAUAUUGUGAAGGACACCUUUGGGAUUUCUACUGAGUUCAGUCUUCAGUAUUUUGAUGUGGAAUUUGAAGAUUAUUUUACUCUUCACAACAAUGACCUUAUCAAACACAAGGGCACCAUAAAGGACACCAUUAUCCUGUCUGGGCGCAGUACCACAGAACGCUGUCAGUCAUGGCCAAAGCAGUUCCCCAUUCCACAGUUUGCAUACGAAACUGAGAUGUACCUUGAAAGAGGCAAUGAGGACUACAAGAAGAAUGGAACACUUCUCACUACCUCGAAGAUCAAGCCAGACAUACUUGAGAAACUGGCUGAAACUGUAUAUACUUAUACAGCCUAUCCAUCAGGUUCACAGAUAAGUGAUGUUGCUGAGGCACUUGUCAACAAAUAUCCUUGUCUCAAGGAACCCGGUUCCUUUGCAGGUUACUAUGGCUGGCAGCAAAGCCUUAAAUACAAGAUGUCAAAUUAUCGCACCAAACUCAGAGGCUACGGUGUUCCUGAGGUGUUAUGCAAUGCACUAAAACGCAAGAACCCUGCGGACAAGAAGUCUGCAAAGAAUAUCCAGGAUGAGUUUCACAGAAUCACAAUGGUGCAUCUUGAAUCAAAGUUCAUGUCCAAACUGGAUGAAUAUACUCCUCGACUUCUGAACCUCUUCCACUCCAAGGGCGGAACCAUGGGGUUGAGGUUGCAGGCUAUCCUACUCAAGACUCCAAGCAAUCCUGACAUCAACAUGACCAGAGACGUUAUCAUUCGAUGUUUGAUGAUGUACCUUGGGGAAUCUACAGAUCAACUCUUAAAAGAGUACGAUGAUGCUGAUGAAGACAGUGUGUCACAGGACCUUGCUGUUCAAAGCCUGAAGAUCUACAACAUCAAAGCUAAGACGUCAGAGGAUCCAGACAUCGGUAUCGUGGUGGACGGCGUGAAAAUUCUAACUGCUCUGGGUAACUUUCCAAGGGCUUGCUCCCUGCUUGUUGGGUUGGCAUAUGCUGUGAAUCUUGCCUAUCCAAAGAAGCUCAGAUACACACGUUGA